AUGGUCAAUGCAAGUGAUGAGCACAUGGAAAAAGCUUUUGAGCUUGCUCAAGAGGCUCUAGACAACGAUGAAGUUCCGGUCGGAUGUGUUUUCACGUAUCGAGAAAAACAGAUAGGAUGUGGAAGAAAUAGGGUGAAUUGUACCAAGGACCCGACUACUCAUGCAGAGAUGGUGGCUUUACGGAGUAUGGAGGAGGAAAACCCAAAUAUCAAAGAGAUAAUGCAUGACUUGGUACUUCAUGUGACUCUCGAACCCUGCAUUAUGUGUGCUUCUGGCCUGUUUGAAUUAGGUAUUUCGAAAAUUGUUUACGCUGCAGCCAAUGAGAGAUUUGGAGGAAUUUAUAGUGUUGGGAACUGCUCUAAGUAUAACCAGAAGGACUCGAAUACAAAAGUGAUCGUCGACUCCAGAUAUGCAGACCGGUCAAUCUCUCUACUUAAAUCAUUUUACGACAAGCAAAAUCCAUUCGCUCCAGAAGAAAAAAGGAAAACCAAGUCUAGAUGA
Messenger RNA from Necator americanus (New World hookworm), 501 nucleotides. RefSeq lists its product as uncharacterized. Gene Ontology annotation, biological process: tRNA wobble adenosine to inosine editing. Gene Ontology annotation, molecular function: tRNA-specific adenosine-34 deaminase activity; zinc ion binding. The record is from RefSeq and is a predicted model, not a curated record. Bases 1 to 501 code for a protein of 166 amino acids. Lineage: Eukaryota; Metazoa; Nematoda; Chromadorea; Rhabditida; Ancylostomatidae. The transcript is spliced from 5 exons. Gene Ontology annotation, cellular component: nucleus; cytoplasm.